CGUGGAAGACGUCACCGGUGCUUGACGGUCCGUCACGGCUGGGCGCGCCGGGUCAACAACGCCCAACAGAACGUCAUGUUUGGGAAAACCAGAGCCAGCAGGGCCGAAGAGGACCGUGACAGGGGUUACCCACUGGACUGGCCAACAAGCGAGCGCUGGAAUCCACACUACGACGUCCCACGCAACUCGCUCGAAAACGCAAACCUGCCCGGUCCAGCGGAGAAGACCAACACACCGCCGCCAGAAUGUCUCGACGGAGGCUCCAGAAAACAACCGGUCGUGACUUCGAGGGAGUUGGAAAUACAUGGCGAACAUGAUCUGGGAGGGGCCGAAACACGGCGAUCGGUCGAAUCGAGACUGGGAGAGGAGGGGUUGGCAGAUCUAUCGCACUGGCUCGAAACUCUGGGAGAAAUCUACAUGAACCAUCUCGACAACCGCGCUCGAUGGGACCCGCGCUGGCUGAACGUCACCCGCCGCGAACGCUACGAUGGUCUUCGAUCCGCCUCGAUUACGAUCCUCGACUAUGUGGCCGGCGACACGGGCCCACGAACAUCGCUCAUUGCAGGGAAGAGGCACCUGGCUGCCGCGCUGCAGUCCCGACCCGAAAAUUCCGAAGUCAGGGUCAUACUCGUCACCGACCUGAGUCGGUUUGUCAUGGGCGCAUUGGGGCAGCUGUUCGGCAUCGACCCAGAGUUUUGGUUCGAGCAUCUCGCAAACUCGGGCUAUGCGGCGAGCGAUAGCCAACUCAAGGUGGCCAACGCCGUAUGGAUGAACUGGGCAGAACGAGAGACGCGAUUCCGCCACCGGCCUCUUCCUGGCGUUGGCCAGCGCACACAGUGGAAUUCUCCCCGCCGUGCGAAAGGCAGGACGUGGGCGCACCUGCGCUGGGCUCGCCUGGGCUUGCUCCAUUACUUGGGCAAGAAGGGUUUCCAUGAGGAUGAGAUUGAAAGGAGACUCGGAGACGGCCGGUGGAUCGUCGAGCGAGACAUUACUCUGGACAAGAAUGGCUUGUUGAUGACGGAGGCGCGGCUUGCUAAAGCGAAGCGAGCGAGCGAGAAGCGCCGCAAGAAGCAGCAAGACUCGCGCACGACAACUGCGGAGGAAAUGCCGGGAAGAGCCAAAGCCACGAAUGUCUACCGGGCAUAUAGCACAUUUGAAGGCCUGCCCAAGAAUGUAUCGGCCUGGAGGAAUCGAGACCUGAGAGUUGUGGCACCCGAGGGUGCCAGCUACUGGUCAGGGGUGGACGACCAUGGGAAAAGAACAAUUGUAUUGUUGCUUGAUCCCAUUCGGCGCAUGAAGCAUACAAAGACAGGCGAGGUUACGCCGGCGCUUACUUUUCUGCCCAGAGCGUCCGAGAUAGAGUCCUACACAGACGAAGAGCUCUGGCGAGGGCCUUCGCCCGAGGAGACCUUUCUUGACCCGCCACCGCCCCCCUUCUCAAAGGCGGCGUUGAAGCGACAGAAGAAAGAAGCAAUCAAGCAGCGGCUAAAGAACAAAAAGCUGCGGGCUCACCCUGAUGAUCAGGAAAAAGACGCCUACGCUGCUUCCGCUCCCAGAGAGUCCGCGUUGGACGACGAAUCGGUGUCGGCUUACACAAGUGACGAGGAGUACGACGAGGACUAUGUGAAGGAACUACGCGCCGACUAUGCAGACCCGAAACCCCAUUCUCGGGAUCGCGACUUCGCUCGCAAGUACUCUCUGGGAACCGACAGUCUACUACGUCGCCAGAUGAACAAGCUCUCUGCCAAGGAGCUGCUUGACGAUCAAUCACUCAUAGGCUCUAUACUGGCUCGACUGAUCUUGGACGACUUCUUACAGCUCUUGGCCGAGAUUCGCCUGCAACUCGAUCACUUGGACAACGACAUCAGCGCCGAGCUUUAUGGGCAACUUGUCGAGUCGAUUGGCAAUUCGACGAGACAGAACCUCAGCUGGAUGCGAGCCACGCUCCAGGAGCUGCGCGAGUGGGGUGAUCACCUACUGGCUACGGUGCCGGUUCACCAUGACCCGAGCCUCACCGAAGAGCUCACGGAGCUAAGCGUGGACAUCAAGGCGCUCCUGGCUCGUGCGGAGCAGACCCUCAACCUGCUCCUCGCUUCCAUGGGCCUGGCUCAGUCUUCCAUGGUCAUCGACCAGACGUCGGGCAUCAACAAACUCACCGAGCUUGCCUUCUUUUUCGUCCCAAUCUCCUUCAUCACCUCGGUCUUUUCCAUGCAGGUGUUUGAAAUGACAUCCGCGCCACCGCGCAUCUGGACAUGGGGCGUGGCGCUUUCCACAGUGGUAUUGGCUACCUACUUGAUUCGCUCGUCGUUGCGAUCUCCGUCUGUUCGGGUGGCCGUGUUGCACUGCCGGGCGACAAUCAUCAACCGCUUCUCCUCAUCGCAGGCGUCGUCCGCGUCGCGACGCCUGAACACGGUGGGCAACCGCGCCAUUGCCAAGUUUGUCUUUUUCUUUAUUUGCGUUGUGGGCUUCCUCACCACCCUCGUGGUGGUACUUUCCACUUUGCUCAUCCUCUUGUUCGGCGGGGUGUGGUUGGGGGCCAUCGCGACUGCGCUGUAUUUCAUCAUCACUCGUUGGCCGGAGCCCGCGGUGCUGAUACCGUGCUUCCUGAGCCUGCCCUUGGCGGCGCUCGGCAUGUAUGCUACGUGGUAUUGGCAUGACGAAAUCACGGAUUGGGGAGUGGCGGUCGUGGAGAGCUCUGCCUACGUGAUACGGAGGAUAUUCCCUGACAAAUGGACUCUGGAGAAGGCUGACGACGAGGACUUGGCGAAAGAAGGUGUGAACACGUAUGCCAGACAAGCUCUUAUUCUAGCUACAUAAGAGGGCUACAUCUUGAUUAAAUACAAUAAAUAUCAUGACCC
Purpureocillium takamizusanense is the source of this 2858-nucleotide messenger RNA. RefSeq lists its product as uncharacterized. The transcript has 2 exons. NCBI's taxonomy places the organism in Eukaryota, Fungi, Ascomycota, Sordariomycetes, Hypocreales, Ophiocordycipitaceae. Bases 76 to 2817 code for a protein of 913 amino acids. The record is from RefSeq and is a predicted model, not a curated record. Gene Ontology annotation, molecular function: metal ion transmembrane transporter activity. Gene Ontology annotation, biological process: metal ion transport; transmembrane transport. Gene Ontology annotation, cellular component: membrane.